Molecule: messenger RNA, 2370 nt
Organism: Ustilago hordei
Lineage: Eukaryota; Fungi; Basidiomycota; Ustilaginomycetes; Ustilaginales; Ustilaginaceae
Exons: 1
Coding region: 1-2370 (789 amino acids)
Biological process (GO): methylation
Molecular function (GO): S-adenosylmethionine-dependent methyltransferase activity
Source: RefSeq, a predicted model, not a curated record
AUGGUCGAGGGUCUCACUCCACCAGCAAUGUCAUCACAUUCCGCUCUCGGCACUUGUCCGACAGAAGUCAGCAGUAUAGUCGCCACAGGACUCGAAAUGGGUCUCGGCGUCAGCCUUGCUUCUUCUGCUCUCUUGACCCACGUUUCUGGCGCCAGAGCAGCUGCUCUCUCGGGCCUUGCCGAGCCGCGCUAUUCGCGUCCGCAUCAGAGCGGCUUCGAGCCUUCAUCUUUGGCCGCACAAGAAAGCCCCAACUCGGACCUGUCACCGGCGUCUAGACUCGAAUUUGACGCUCCAGGAACCACAUCGGCCGCCACCAGCCUCCCAUACAGAAGUCGUGACCAGCCCAGCCCAGACUUUGUUGGCGACGGCAUCGAGGGAGAUCUCCAUCGUCGGCGCACGACGGGCUCGCGUCAACCCAAGCAUCGCAUGGAGCCUAUGAUUCGUGGUCGUCAUCACCGUGCCGACACGCAUGAUCCCAUCAUUCCGGCUGCCGCCUCACCUGCCAUCACUGCAGAGAUUGAAAAGCAGCAGUACUAUCAGAACAACUACAUCUCUCUUCGCAACGAGGCCAAGAUCUCAACACAAGGUCUACCCGGUAGCUUCAAUGCAGACACACCACUGUCAGCAACCACCAGCGUCGAGCCAGAGCCGUCCUUGGGCGGUCGAAGCAGCACGCAGGCGCACGCAUCGUUCGGCGGCAGUACACAGCUCGAGACGCCUUCGCUCGGCGACAAAGUCAUGCUUUCGCCUGAUUCUCAGCAUCCCUUCUCCGGCAACCCAUUUGCCGCGAUUACCACUUCCUCCAGCCCCGUGCAAGAUGCAACGCAUCACGGCGAGCCUGCUGGCUGGAAGUCCAUCCGACAAGGUCUCGCUUCUGGCGGACAUGGCCCAACGCAAGCCGCCUUGCUUGGCCUCGGAGGCGGAAGUCACUUUGGUCCUGGUGUUCGUGCAAAGGUUUCGGAGGUGCUACCAUAUCUCGUUUCGAGCAUUCCAUUAUCGGGCGAGGAAGGCGAGACCGUCACCAUUGCUGAGUACGGAAGCCUGAACACGAGGUCCAUCAAUCUCAUGCAACCCAUCAUCUCGUCUUUCGUGCAGAAGGCGCACGCAGACACACCGAGAAGGGAGACAGGCAAGAGCGAAGAUGCCAUCGACUACUUCCCUGGUUUGGACGGUGCAGCAUCGUUGCGAUCCAUUCUUGGCGUCGACGCCUCGGCUGAUUACCCCUGCAAAGUCAGCUUCUCCAUCAUUCACGAGGAUUCGCCACAGGCCGACUUCCGUCCCUUGUCGCAGAUGCUUGAAACCAACCCGGAAUCUUAUCUGCAUCCACAGUGGCAGGCGAUGCAUGAGCCUCCUCUUCACAACGCCGUCUUCCCAAGCUUUGUCUCGCGACCCUUUGCAUCCCGCAUCGCACCUCCUUCCACAUUGCAUCUUGGAAUCAGCUUGAUGGAUUUGCACUGGUCGCAUACGCCGAGGAACCCCACCGUAUCGCUUUCGACGUCGGCACACGCCGAACUCGCCGCAUUCCUCACGGCGAGGGCACACGAAUUCCGCAAGGGCGGUAUCAUCGUGUUGGCCUACAUUGCUCGAUCGGAGGACAGCAACGUUGUCCUGCCUGAUCGACCGAGAUCGACCGUUCACAGCAUCGGCUCGAUUGAGGUGGAGCGCGGGGCCGUAUCGCUUGCAUCAGAGAAUGGUAUCCAGUCUCGCAGCAACGGCAACGGCGUUGAUGCUGAGGCAGGUUCGCAGCGCAUCCCACUGCUGCGCAAGGAGCGAAGACGUUCCAAUUCAUCGCCCAACCGGCCUUCCUUCGCAAGCACCGCUUGUCCAGCAGACACCCCCCAGCGACCUUCUGACAUCUGGUCCACUCUCACUAAUACACUCGCCCCCUGUCUUCAACGACUCGUCUCCUGUGGCAUGCUCAAGAGCGAUGUCGCUCGUCAUCUGCUUAGCUUGCCUAUGCAUGCACGUACUCCACGCCAGACACGCAACGUGCUCAAGUCGGUCAAGCACCUGUGGAAGGUCGAGUGGAGCUGCGGCUUGGGCGAUGAGCCUAUCUCUACUGAUGCUCCCCCCGCUCUAGUCAGCGAAGCUGAGCCUCUGCGAUUGCCGCACCCCGCGUGGAAGGCACUGCAAGCAGGCACCCUUUCGCGUGUCGCAUUUGCCGAGCACAUGAUCCAGCUCUUCAAGAACCUAUACGAGUCACACUUCCGUGCCAUCUUGCGCGAGAAGGGCAAGCUCAGCAAAGGUGCUGUUGAGUUCGUGCUUGACUCGCUGUGGGAUGUGCUCCAGUCCAGGAUUGAUGAUCAGGAGCCAUGCCCGAUCGCUGAGUGCGAACUUGAAGUUCAGAUCGUUGCCUUGCGCCGUAUCUAA